Messenger RNA from Solea senegalensis (Senegalese sole), 2326 nucleotides. RefSeq names its product major vault protein (gene mvp). Bases 103 to 2301 code for a protein of 732 amino acids. Gene Ontology annotation, molecular function: protein binding. The transcript has 14 exons. Lineage: Eukaryota; Metazoa; Chordata; Actinopteri; Pleuronectiformes; Soleidae. Gene Ontology annotation, cellular component: nucleus; cytoplasm. The record is from RefSeq and is a predicted model, not a curated record.
UGUCUUCGUCUCCUUCCUGAUUCCAGCAUUUCCAUCACCGAGCUUCAGAACCCGAUCACGCCGCUGCUGACUGUCCCUGGGCCCGAGCGUUUUGUAACAACCAUGUCGAAGAAGGCAGGAAACCGUGGGCCGGAGUACGAGGGGCCGGUGGAAGCGUCAAUUAUCCGGAUCCCGCCUCAUCACUACAUCCACGUUCUGGACCAGAACACCAACAUUGCCCGGGUGGAGAUCGGACCGUUGACCUACAUCCGCCAGGACAACGAGAGAAUUCUCUUCUCACCUGUGCGGAUGAUCAUGGUCCCGCCCCGUCACUACUGCGUGGUCCUGAACCCCGUCUCCCGCGACGACAACGCUCAGGUCCUCUUCGACCAGUCAGGUCAGGCUAAACUCCGCCACGCUGACCUGGAGAUCCGUCUGACCCAGGAACCGUUCCCUCUGUACCCUGGAGAGGAGAUCCAGAAGGAUGUGACGGCGCUGCAGAUCGUGUAUCCGGACACGGCGCUGCGUCUGCAGGCUCUGCUGGACUUUGAGGAGGAGGGCGGCGACAAAAGAGUGGCUGGAGAUGAGUGGCUGUUUGAAGGACCCGGGACCUACAUCCCCAGGAAAGAGGUGGCCGUGCUGGAGACCAUCAAGGCCACGGUAAUCCGAGAGAACCAGGCUAUCAGACUGAGAGCUCGCAAAGAGGGCGUGGACAGAGGCGGAGUCCGCAGAGUCACCGGUGAGGAGUGGCUCGUCAGUAAAGUCGGAGCGUAUCUACCCGGAGCUCAUGAAGAGGUCAUCGAUAUCGUUAACGCUUUCAUCCUGACUGACAAGAAAGCGCUCCACGUUCGCGCUCUGCGACCUUUCAAGGACACCGGCGGCCGCGACCGGCGCACGGGGGAGGAGUGGCUGGUCACCAUGGCCGACAGGGAGGCUCACAUCCCGUCGGUGUCGGAGGAGGUGGUGGGCGUGGUGGACGUGACCACGCUGAGCAGCAGACAGUACUGCGUGAUCCUGGACCCGGUGGGACCGGACGGGAAACCUCAGCUGGGUCAGAAACGGGUGGUGAAGGGCGAGCGCUCGUUCUUCCUUCAGCCCGGCGAGGAUCUUGAAAAUGGAAUCCAGGACGUGUACGUGCUGUCAGAGGAGGAGGGGCUUGUGCUGAGAGCGGUGGAGGCUUUUAACGACACGCAGGAGCUCGAGGAGGAGGAGUCAGAGGAGGCGGAGCAGGAGCGAGCCAAGCGCUCCCGCAGGAGCGGUGUCCUCCGUCGCCCCGGAGACCGCUGGAUGCUGCGGGGGCCCAUCGAGUACGUCCCCCCCGCCACUGUGGAGGUGAUGCUGAAACGCACCGCCAUCCCACUGGACGAGAACGAGGGAAUCUACGUCAGGGACAUCAAAACUGGAAAGGUGCGCGCGGUGAUCGGUCACACCUACAUGCUGACUCACGACGAGGAGCUGUGGCAGAAGGAGCUUCCGUCUAACGUGGAGGCGUUGCUCGCGUCCCCUCUGGAUCCGCUCGCCAACCGCUCGGACCGCACCGUCAUUUCCACCAGCAGGGGGCAUCGGGACAAGACCCGGGUCGUCUCCUACAGGGUCCCCCACAAUGCUGCCGUCCAGGUGUACGACUACAGGGAGAAGAAAGCCAGGGUGGUGUUUGGGCCCGAGAUGGUGAUGCUGGGACCGGACGAGCAGUUCACCAUGCUGUCGCUGUCCGGAGACAAACCCAAGAGAGCCAACGUCAUCAAGGCCGUGUGUCUGCUGCUGGGCCCUGACUUCUGCACGGACAUCAUCACCAUAGAGACGGCUGACCACGCCCGCCUGCAGCUGCAGCUGUCCUACAACUGGCACUUUGACAUAAAGUCUCCAGUGUCGACCGCUGACGCCGCUGCUCUGUUCUCAGUCCCUGACUUUGUCGGUGACGCCUGUAAAGCCAUCGCCUCGCGGGUCAGAGGAGCCGUCGCCGCCGUGCAGUUUGACGAUUUCCACAAGAACUCAAACCGCAUCAUCUGCUCGGCCGUGUUCGGCUUCGAUGAGAAGCUGACGGUUCGUCCGUGUCUUCGCUUCAGUCAGAACAACCUGGUGAUCAGCAGCGUGGACAUUCAGUCUGUGGAGCCGGUGGAUCAGAGGACGAGAGACGCCCUGCAGAAGAGCGUCCAGCUCGCCAUUGAGAUCACCACCAACUCCCAGGAGGCCGCAGCACGACACGAGGCGGAGCGUUUGGAGCAGGAGGCGCGGGGGAAGCUGGAGAGACAGCGAAUCACAGACCAGGCUCAGGCUGAGAGAGCGAGGAAGGAGCUGCUGGAGCUGGAGGCGCUCAGGUGAGAGAGACACUGAUGACAUCAUCAUC